AUGCCAAAAGACAACGACCGGCAAAGUUUCUGGGCACCAUGGGGAUCCUCUUCUUCAUGGCAUCCGAAGUCAUCAACUUCGUAUUGGUCAAGAAAAGGCAAAGGCGUUUCUCCCUCCGGAGGGAAGUUAAAAGUUUUCAUCUACAAAACUUCUCAAUUAUUUGAAUAUUUAACCACAUCUUCAAUUAGUUUUCUUAACCGACGAAAGUUUUUUGUUUUGCUUUUUACUGUGAUUGCAUUACUUUCUCUUUUCACAUCUGUCCCAUUUUUACCACAUUACAGAUGGGGAUCAGGAAAAUAUGUCAUUAUUCUUGCCGCAAAUCAAGGAGGAGGAGUAAUGCAAUGGAAGGGUGCUAGGGAAUGGUCUAUUGAGAGGUCAAGCAUUGCAAAUAAAAAGGCUUAUGCUGCACGACAUGGUUAUCAUCUUGCUAUAAAAGAUAUGUCAUCUAAAAAGAGAUACGCUCAUGAAUGGAGAGAAUCUUGGGAAAAAGUUGACAUUAUCAAACAGACUAUGCGCCAGUUUCCGGAUGCAGAAUGGUUUUGGUGGCUUGACCUUCACACUUACAUUAUGGAACCUCAAAUUAGUCUUGAUCAAAAAAUUUUUAGAAAGCUUGAAAAUAACACCUACCACGAUGUUUCAUAUUUUAACCCUCUUAACAUUCCUGUUAAUAUACCUUAUGUUGAUUACAAUCAACCAAUUGAUCUUAUCAUUACGCAGGAUUGUGGUGGAUUUAAUCUUGGUUCAUUUUUUAUUCGCAGAAGUGAAUGGUCGGAGAAGCUCUUAGAUAUUUGGUGGGAUCCUGUGUUUUAUGAACAAAAGCAUAUGGAAUGGGAACAUAAAGAACAAGAUGCUUUAGAGUAUCUAUAUACAAACGAAGCAUGGAUUCGUGGUAGAGUUGCAUUCAUGCCGCUUCGGGCGUUUAACGCGUUCCCUCCUGGUGCUUGCUCUGAUAUGGCUGAUGAUAAACGACUAUUCUAUAGCGAUGCUGAUCGUGACUUUGUUGUUAACAUGGCUGGGUGUGAAUGGGGCCGUGAUUGUUGGGGUGAAAUGGAACAUUACAAAGCCUUGAGCCGAAAAUUACAUAAAAAGAAAUUUUUCUUCUUCUUUUAA
Magnusiomyces paraingens is the source of this 1110-nucleotide messenger RNA. RefSeq lists its product as uncharacterized. Gene Ontology annotation, molecular function: glycosyltransferase activity. Gene Ontology annotation, cellular component: Golgi membrane. Gene Ontology annotation, biological process: protein N-linked glycosylation. Bases 1 to 1110 code for a protein of 369 amino acids. The record is from RefSeq and is a predicted model, not a curated record. The transcript has a single exon. NCBI's taxonomy places the organism in Eukaryota, Fungi, Ascomycota, Dipodascomycetes, Dipodascales, Dipodascaceae.